GUAACAACGAGUCAGACCUUGAGCUAGAAAAGCAGUACAAAGAAGAUGACCGAGAAAAGGCUCCAAAAAGACCUCGGGCUCAGAAAACAGAGAAAGUGCAGAAGAUCUCAGGAAAGGAGGCAGGGCAGCUUUCGGGAGCCAAGAAACCCAUCAUCAGUGUGGUCUUAACCGCUCACGAAGCCAUUCCAGGUGUGCAGAAACAGUCCCCUCUGUGCCUCUCCCCAGCCCCUCAGCUGGUGGUGUUCCUGUGGCACUCCUUUCGACAACCGCCAUGCUGCUAUGGGACAUUGCAGGGCUCCCUUCUCUCUCUGCUGCUGGACUUUGUGCUCCGGGAAGACCAGCGCCCUCUUCCAUCAUUGUGUAUGCCUAUCCUGUUCUCCCCACACCACACCCAGGUCUUCCUUGUUGAGUCGUCAUUUUUCCACCUCUGCCCGUUCCCUUGUAGCUUGACUGCGAGGCCUUUGGUAGUUGGUUCAUCGGAAAGUUGUGUUGUCCGUCCCCAGAGGUUAACGGUGUUGUUGUCCGCCCCUAGGUUAGGCCCCACCCAGCUGAAGAUCUUCACCUGUGAAUACUGCAACAAGGUCUUCAAGUUCAAGCACUCGCUGCAGGCCCACCUGAGGAUCCACACCAACGAGAAGCCGUACAAGUGCCCCGAGUGCAGCUACGCCAGCGCCAUCAAGGCCAACCUUAACGUGCACCUGCGGAAGCACACGGGCGAGAAGUUCUCCUGUGACUACUGCUCCUUCACCUGCCUCAGCAAGGGCCACCUCAGGGUGCACGUUGAGAGGGUGCACAAGAAGAUUAAGCAACACUGCCGCUUCUGCAAGAAAAAGUACUCUGACGUCAAGAACCUCAUCAAACACACCCGGGACGCGCAUGACCCCCAGGACAGGAAGGUCAAGGAGGCUUUGGAUGAGCUCCGCCUGAUGACCAGGGAGGGCAAGCGGCAGCUGCUCUACGACUGCCACACCUGUGAGCGCAAGUUCAAGAACGAGCUAGACCGGGACCGCCACAUGCUGGUCCACGGCGACAAGUGGCCCUUCGCUUGCGAGCUCUGUGGCCAUGGGGCCACCAAGUACCAGGCCUUGGAGCUGCACGUCAGGAAGCACCCCUUUGUUUACGUCUGUGCCAUAUGUCUCAAGAAGUUCGUCAGCUCCAUCAGGCUGCGCUCGCACAUCCGAGAGGUGCACGGGGCAGCCCAGGAGACCCUGGCCUCCACCAGCUCCAUAAACCAGAGGUUUUUCCUCCUGGAGCCUGGUGGGGACAUCCAGCAGGAAGCCUUGGGGGACCAGCUGCAGCUGGCAGCUGAGGAAUUUGUGUGUCCGGAAGUGGAUGUGCUCAAGGAGGGUCCCGGGGAAGCUCAGCCUGAGGUGGCUCCGAGGGAGCUGGAGGCCCCGGGAGAAGCAACCACCUCGCCCGUGCCCUUGGCCACCUCCCAGACUGAAAGUGCUUCCCUUUCCCCCUGCAAAGUAGGAACCACUGUCGUCGCGUCUGACCUCAACCCUCUUGGAGUGGUUUCGGAUGACUUUUUACUGAAAAACGGUACCUCCCCAGCCGAGUCCCAUGCUGUAGCCGAGCCAGCCUUGGAUACACAGCAUGGAGGCUCAGCCCAGACUCAGGGUGAAGAAGUCACACUGCUGCUGGCCAAGGACCAAAGUGCCAGACCAGGCCCAGAGAACCAAAGUGGCCAAAGCCCUGCCUGUGGAGGGCAGAAUGCGAUCGCUCUGCCAGCCAGUGAAUCUGACUCUAACAGGUGUCUCAGGUCAAACCCAGAGGAGGCCUCAGACCUCCUUCCCGCAGUGGCUGAAGGAGGGGAACCUGGAGUGUGCCAGGCCGACCCUUCGAAACCCCCAUCCGAGCACCACCCUGGCAGCACAGCGUUCAUGAAGGUCCUAGACAGUCUCCAGAAGAAGCAGAUGAACACCAGUCUGUGCGAGAGGAUCCGGAAGGUUUAUGGAGACCUGGAGUGUGAAUACUGUGGCAAACUUUUUUGGUACCAAGUGCAUUUUGACAUGCAUGUCCGCACCCACACCCGGGAACACCUGUAUUAUUGCUCCCAGUGUCACUAUUCUUCCAUCACCAAAAACUGCCUUAAACGCCAUGUAAUUCAGAAACACAGUAACAUCUUGCUGAAGUGUCCCACUGACGGCUGUGACUACUCGACUCCAGAUAAAUAUAAGCUACAGGCCCAUCUUAAAGUUCACACAGAGCUGGACAAAAGGAGUUAUUCUUGUCCUGUGUGUGAAAAAUCUUUUUCUGAAGACCGAUUGAUAAAGUCACAUAUCAAGACCAAUCAUCCUGAGGUCUCCAUGAACACCAUUUCUGAGGUUCUUGGGAGAAGGGUCCAGCUCAAAGGGCUAAUUGGAAAGCGAGCCAUGAAGUGUCCAUAUUGCGAUUUCUAUUUCAUGAAGAACGGCUCAGACCUUCAGAGGCACAUCUGGGCCCAUGAGGGUGAGUCGUCUUUCCAUCUAGAGCAUCUAUUUAAUUUUGUGCUGUGUGCUUUCAUCUUGGGACUAUGAAGGAGGAAGGUUAUC
Cricetulus griseus (Chinese hamster) is the source of this 2534-nucleotide messenger RNA. NCBI's taxonomy places the organism in Eukaryota, Metazoa, Chordata, Mammalia, Rodentia, Cricetidae. The record is from RefSeq and is a predicted model, not a curated record.